AUGGAGGAAACAGCUCCAGCUCCUCAUUCAAGUGGAUCCACAGAUGUCGAGUGUCAUGCAUGCGUUGGAAUGAAGCGCAAAGCUGAACAGACCUGUGUGGAGUGUGCGGCAUCAUUCUGUGAGCAUCAUCUUGAUGUGCAUAACAGUUUGCACGUGGGAAAGAGACACAGGCUUGUGGAGCCGAAUGCACAGUUGCAGGAGAACAUCUGCCCUGAUCAUGGCAAAAUGCUGUUCGUGUAUUGCCGCACAGACCAGCUGUGCAUCUGUCACCUGUGCAUCACUGAUAAACACAGAGGUCAUGAUGUCAUCCCAGUGGAAGAGGAAGUGGCCAAUAAACAGAUUAAGUUGGGGCAGUUGCAGAAGUGGACCACUGGCAUAAUUGAAGCUAAGCAGAAAGACUUGCAAGAACUGAGACAAGCUGUUGAGAUGUUCAAGGCUUCAGCAAAUAAGGCACUGGAGAAGAAUGAGAAGAGCUUCGCCGAGCUGAUCCAGUCUAUGAAGGACAAUCAAAGCAAAGUGACAGAGCUGAUCCAAGGACAGACAGAGUCUGCAGUGAAGCAAGCGGAGGGAUUCAUAAAAACUCUAGAGCAGGACAUCACUAAUAUGUUGACCUUAGGUGCUGAUCUGCAACACCUGGAGAUGCUUUCUCAAACAAACAAUGAUGUUCGAUUUCUAGAGAGAGCUGUGUCUCUGCCCUCGCUGACGGAGUAUAAAAAACCAUAUGUCUUCCUUGUGCGUCCAUAUAAUUCUUUUGAGCGUGACUCAAUGGCAGUUGAUGAACUAAUAGAAAAGCUAAACACGACCAGCAAGUUGAGUUUAGUCACAGUUUCCAGAAAAGUGAAAAACACUAGAAUCCUAACAUUACCACCACCACAAACACGAGAGAAGUUUCUACAGUAUGCAUCAAAGCUCACUUUUAAUACCAACUCAGCACAUGAAAGCCUCAUUUUGAGGAACGAGAACAAGGAGGUAAAGGCCUCGCACCUGCUUCAGGACUAUCCUGAACACACUCAAAGGUUUGACUGCAGGGCACAAAUCCUGUGCAAUGAAGGUCUCAGAGGGUCCCCUAAAUAUUGGGAGGUAGAGAUUGGUGGGGGCACUUGGAUCUGCAUUGCUGUGUCCUACCAAGGAAUUCGGAGAAAAGGCAAACCGCGUGUACUUUUUGGAAGAAAUGACCAGUCGUGGGGACUACGCUGUCAACAUGGCAAUAUAGAAUUUUGGCAUGACAAUAAAACAACAUUUUCAAAGUGUCAAUCACAUGGAUCCAAAAUAGGAGUGUACUUGGACUACAGGGCUGGAAUCUUGGCAUUUUACAAUGUUUCUGACAACAUGAGUCUCAUUUAUAAGCAUCAAACUGUUUUUAAAGAGCCUGUUUAUCCUGGGUUCGGACUGGCUGGGAAAGGGUCCUACGUGAGGCUUUGCGAUCCAGUGAAAAAUGAGACCAAAACGUCCCUUUCUUCUCUAUUUAAGUUUGGUAGUUUGUAA
Molecule: messenger RNA, 1485 nt
Organism: Labeo rohita (rohu)
Lineage: Eukaryota; Metazoa; Chordata; Actinopteri; Cypriniformes; Cyprinidae
Product: tripartite motif-containing protein 16
Exons: 6
Coding region: 1-1485 (494 amino acids)
Molecular function (GO): protein binding; zinc ion binding
Source: RefSeq, a predicted model, not a curated record